AUGUCUGGCAAGAAAACUGGCAACACAAUGGGCGACUGGUUUCGCAACAUCUUGUCGUGCUGUGACAAGCAGGAGGAGGAGGAAGAGGAGAGGCCGGCACUUCAGAUCAGUGGACCGAUAGACUUCAGGCGAGAAGAUAUAAGCAUACCCGGUCUCGAUCCUGAACAACAACGCUGGAUCCGGGAAAAAGCCAUAACAGACGCUGGUCGAAUGUGGGACCAUCUUCAGCCCCUCCGCUCGUCACCAUCAGGCCAAUUCGCCGAUCCAAAGAACACCGCCACCCUACCCACCUACGAAGAGUUCACCACCCCUCGCUCAGCACCCUCACCCACCGCCACAUCCCCGACUCACACACAAUCUCGCCGCACAUCCGUCUCCUCGAACGCGCUGGAACGUGUUCGGGCUCAUGCUCGUAAGGUCAGCAAUACCCUUACCAAACCUUUGGGCGGCUAUCAGUCCGUGGCUUCGAAAGACUCCAAGGAGAGCGGGAGUCCGUACGAGAUGCGGGCGCUUAUGGAUCCGAGUCGGACGCAAGUGGUUAGUCCCGGGAAGAUGAGUGUGGAGGUCGGAUUCUGUUAUGGGGAGUGA
Messenger RNA from Recurvomyces mirabilis, 588 nucleotides. RefSeq lists its product as uncharacterized. NCBI's taxonomy places the organism in Eukaryota, Fungi, Ascomycota, Dothideomycetes, Mycosphaerellales, Teratosphaeriaceae. The coding region runs from base 1 to 588 and encodes 195 amino acids. The transcript has 4 exons. The record is from RefSeq and is a predicted model, not a curated record.